GCCGCCAUGGCGUCCUACGUGGACAACAGCUUCCGCCAGGCGGUCAUGAAGAACCCGGCGGAGCGCGGCGCGCAGGAUUUGGAGAUUGUCUAUUCUUACCUACAUGGAAUGGAAGCCCUGUCUAACCUGAGAGAACACCAGCUAAGACUCAUGUGUGAAACUGUUAGAUACGAAAGACACGAAGCAAAUGAAGUUCUGUACUACCCUGAUGAUAUUGGAACCUGUUGGUACAUCCUGCUGUCUGGUUCAGUCUUCAUUAAAGAAUCYAUGUUUCUUCCAAGGAGCAGGUAUGUCAACUGUAAACAGACUGAUUUUAAUUCUAAAAAUUCUGUACRUCCAACUCAUGAUUUGUGUUUAGAAUUGGGAAUGCAAUCUGGUUUUGCCCAACAAAAGCUAGAAGUAUGUGCAUAA
Molecule: messenger RNA, 411 nt
Organism: Nothoprocta perdicaria
Lineage: Eukaryota; Metazoa; Chordata; Aves; Tinamiformes; Tinamidae
Product: rap guanine nucleotide exchange factor 6-like
Exons: 4
Coding region: 7-411 (134 amino acids)
Biological process (GO): positive regulation of ERK1 and ERK2 cascade
Source: RefSeq, a predicted model, not a curated record